Messenger RNA from Schistosoma mattheei, 5399 nucleotides. NCBI's taxonomy places the organism in Eukaryota, Metazoa, Platyhelminthes, Trematoda, Strigeidida, Schistosomatidae. The record is from the annotation of a GenBank genome assembly.
AUGCAAAACCUAAUAGGAAAAAUUUAUGCAAAUUGUAUAUACAUUAUUCUGUUAAUAUUAUUAUAUGAUGUUCAGAAUGGGUUAACUCAACUAAAUCCAUAUUUUCAAUUCAUACCACAAAAUGAUAAUUUACAUACUAAAAUAUAUGAUUAUUCAAAAGGAUUUGAUGAAGAUCAUUUCACCUAUGAAUUACAAUAUCCGAUCCCAAUAUAUGAAACACUAAUUAAAAAAAUCACUAUCCGUAAAAAUGGUCUCCUAGCACUAGAUAGCAUUUCUGAUGAUAAUUUGCCAUCACAUUAUCCUGUCAAUACGAGUAUCACAAAUCAACGAUUACAAGAUUUUGAUGGACGAUAUUUAAGCAUUUUCAGUUCAGUGAAUAAUGGAAAAUGUGGAAGAAUUAGUGUCACGGAAAUCGAUUUACUAUCACCUUCAAAACUACCAUGUGUAGAGAGAAUGCAAAUAGAUCGUCUAAUAAAGUUUAUACAUUUAUCAUAUAUCGAAGAAUCUGAAUUAAAAGCUCAGUAUAUUGUACAUAUACUGUGGGAAAACAUGACAAACGCUUACCUAAUCAACGAGAAAGCUAAUACGUAUGGAAUGAUAAUAAUUUCUAAUGGAAUACGUUCUUACGCUUUCAUGCAAUACAUAAAAAUUGAGUGGAAUGAAAAUAAUGUCGCAGAGAAUCUAGCUUUACCACCUGAAUCUGGUAUAUUUAUGAGACCUUUUGGAGGUUAUCAGUUGCCAAGAAGUUCUCAAGCUGUAGAACCAAAUAUAUGGUUAACUGAAACAAACAUAGCUCUACAUGGAGAAUGGCUUGUUCCUUUAUACAAAUCGGAAAAUAUAGCUAAAAUAAAUGUUAAGAAUUUAAGUGCAGUUGCCAGUGAAUUUGUUACAUCUUUGACAAGUGUUUGUGAGGGUUCACUUCAUUCACAUAAGUCAAAUAAUGAAACACCAUCUGAUACGGUCGUCAUUAAAAAUGAAAACAUUGACAAUAGAUCAGAAGAGCCGAUUGAUAGAACACAGAGUUUUAAAAGAGCUUUGGAAAGCUUUGAAAACUAUGAUCUUAACGUCUCAUCAAAUGACUAUAGUUAUGGAAUGACUGAAAAUGUACCGAAAGCUGCAUGGAAUAUCCUAAGAGAUGAAACUGAAUUCUCAGGUGUUGAUCCGAUUGAUCAAAAUGAAGUGAAUAUUCUACCAGAGAAUGAAACUGUGGAUAACUUUUAUCAUGAGAGUAAUCAAUUUGUUGUUGAUAAUAAAGAGUACACACCCACAGACAGAAUUACGACACAAACUUACUAUCCUUUGGGUCGGUAUGAUGGAGAUGAGGAAAGGCAGGAGAUACAUGAACCUCUCAUUGUACCAGUCACUAUACACCCGUUGGGUGAUGACGAUGAUGGUGAAGAAGAUAUAAUCGAUAAUAAGGGAGAAUACAAAUCCGUGAAUGAAACGUUUUCAAACAGUUUGGUGAAAUGUGAUGCUGUUAGUGAAUGUAAUAGUCAUAACACAGAAUGCUAUCGAGUUGACAACUCUGCCUGCUGUGUAUGCAGUGAUGGAUUUUACGGUGCAGGAGAUGCCAAGUGUUGGUCCGAAGUCAAUGAUCAUAAAUUUUCUUUUUCUGGUUCCCUAACCACACGCUUUGGUAUUGAGAAUACCAGUUCACCUCUGCUUAUCUAUCUGGAUAUUCAACAUGGUUCACUAAGACGCAGUUCUAGCGGAAUUCGUGGUGGCCGAACAAACGACAGAAUAUAUUCAACUAUGCGUUUAAUUACACCUGUAUUUCAUAUUUUAAAUUCAAUGGUUUCUAGUCCUUGUGAAAAUAUUCCGAAACGUGAACGUGUUUAUAAUCUUUUCACGUUAGGAAAUGGAUUGCAACGUCCUUUCAAAGUGUUAUUCCAGUUUGAUAUUGAAAGAGUUGGGAAAUUUACAAUCCAAGCCGUACUUGAGCUACACGAUUUCACAACAGGAGCAUACGCCAAUGGUGUAAUACAGUUAGAGGCGUUCAGUACAGAAAGUUUAAACCUACUCGAUCAGUCUUAUAUAGAGGCUUAUAGUGCUUCUGAUAAGCCAGAUAAAACGUAUUACGCUAAUUAUAAAAUUGAUGAUCAUGGCCGUGUUGUAUUUCCAGAGCAAACUGUUAAAUUUAUUGUUGAGCAUCGUGACUCAAAUGAAAUAAGUAAUUUUCCUGAAGAAAUUAAUGUAAGCUGGUCUGCUGUUGCUGAGUCAGAAAGUUGCUUGCUCAAACAAGUCAGCUCUAUACCUAGGGAUAAAUCGUAUUAUAUUCGUCUCAAAGAUCGUGGUUACUGUAGUGAGGAUUGUUCAUCACCAGAUGGCACAUGCAAUUUGUUCUGUGUAGAUGAACCUUUAUUAUUAGCUACAGAACCAAGUCCUUGUGACUGUGUAACGUGUGAUCGUCAUGGUGAAGUGUGUCGACCAGAGGGCGUGAGUUAUAGAUGUGAAUGUGGUCAGGGCUUGAAGUUAAUGCCUGACAAUACAUGUCAAGCUACUUCAUUGGUGGAUGUAACUAACUAUCUCGGUGUACAGUGUGGUUCUGUCAAUUGUCAUACCCAUGCUCGUUGUAUUGAUCCAAAUCAAGCGUUUUGUCAAUGCUUACCUGGCUACAGAGGAGAUGGUGUUAGCCAUUGUGAAAGUGAUCCAUGUUCUAAAUGUCGUCGUAAUGAGAUUUGUGAAAAUGGUAUAUGUAUAGCAAGUGGUGUUGAUCUAUGUGAAGGGAUUCAGUGUGGAGAACAAGCGUUCUGUCAAGAUGGUGCUUGCGUUUGUACACCAGGUUAUACUGGCGACCCAGUUGUCAAAUGUUAUGAAGAAAGAGAUCGAUGUUUUCAAGUACGUUGUCAUCCAAACGCACAAUGUUAUAAUAACGAAUGUCAUUGUGUAGAAGGUUUUCAAGGUGAUGGGUAUUAUGAUUGUAAGCCUGAAGUUUACGAUCCAUGCUCUGAGGUUAGGUGUCAUCCAUAUGCUAAAUGCAGAAAUGGUAACUGUGAGUGUCUGCCUGACUAUUAUGGUGAUGGUUAUCAUGUUUGUAAACCACGUAAUUAUGAUCCAUGUGAUUAUGUUCAAUGUCACCAGUAUGGAUAUUGUAUUAAUGGUAGCUGUCAGUGUCGCACUGGAUUCGAAGGAAAUGGUUACUACGACUGUCGCCGUAUUCAAGUAGAUCCUUGUUCUCAUGUACAAUGUCAUUAUGAUGCCACAUGUCACAAUGGUGUUUGUACAUGUAAAGCUGGUUAUAUUGGUGAUGGUUACAGAGAGUGUAGACCUAGAGAAACCGAUUUAUGUCAUCACAUUCAAUGUCAUCCAUAUGCACAGUGUGAAAAUGGACAGUGUCAUUGUAUUGAAGGUUAUAUUGGUGAUGGAUAUUACGAUUGUCAUGUAAGAGAUCCUUGCACUGGUGUAAAAUGUCAUCAAUAUGGAGAGUGCAUCAGUGGACGAUGUCAUUGUCUUAGAGGAUACGAAGGUGAUGGGUAUUAUGAUUGUAGGCAAACAGUUACUGAUCCAUGUUCAAAUGUUCAAUGUCAUCCUAAUGGUUAUUGUAAAAAUGGACGUUGUUUAUGUUUAAACGGUUAUGAAGGUGAUGGUUAUUAUGAAUGUCGUCUAGUUCAUAAUGAUCCUUGUAUAGGAGUACAGUGUCAUUCUAAAGCAGAAUGUCAAAAUGGUUACUGUCGUUGCCUGAAUGGCUACGAAGGGAUGGUUUUCAUUAUUGUUAUGCAAUGCAAGAUGAUCCGUGUUCUAUGUCAAAAUAUUCGUUGUCAUGAGUUUGCAAACUGUCAAAAUGGUAGAUGUCAAUGUAAUGCAGGUUAUGAAGGAGAUGGUUACUGGGAAUGUAAAUCCAUAAAAAGUGACCAGUGUCAAAAUAUUCGUUGUCAUGAGUUUGCAAACUGUCAAAAUGGUAGAUGUCAAUGUAAUGCAGGUUAUGAAGGAGAUGGUUACUGGGAAUGUAAAUCCAUAAAAAGUGACCAGUGUCAAAAUAUUCGUUGUCAUGAGUUUGCAAACUGUCAAAAUGGUAGAUGUCAAUGUAAUGCAGGUUAUGAAGGAGAUGGUUACUGGGAAUGUAAAUCCAUAAAAAGUGAUCCGUGUUCUAGUAUGAGAUGUCAUAUAAACGCUAAAUGCUUUGAUGGUGAAUGCCGAUGUUUGGACGGGUAUCAGGGGGAUGGAAAACAUUAUUGUGAUCCUAUUCAGCAGGACCAGUGUCAAAAUAUUCGUUGUCAUGAGUUUGCAAACUGUCAAAAUGGUAGAUGUCAAUGUAAUGCAGGUUAUGAAGGAGAUGGUUACUGGGAAUGUAAAUCCAUAAAAAGUGACCUUUGCAAGUAUGUUCGAUGUCAUGAAAAUGCAAAAUGCAAUGAACACGGUAAAUGUCAGUGUCUUGAUGGUUAUUCGGGAGAUGGAUACUAUGAAUGUCAGAAAAGUUCACAAGAGUUAUGCGCUGGUGUUCAAUGUCAUCGUUUUGGUCAAUGUUAUGAAAAUCGAUGCUACUGCAGUCAUGGAUACGUUGGGGAUGGGGUUAACUUUUGUGAUGCACGUGCAAACGAUCCAUGUGAUGGCGUUCGUUGUGCUGCUAAUGGACGUUGUCAAGAUGGUCGAUGCGUAUGUGAUCCUGGUUAUACAGGAGAUGGUUACAAUGAAUGUCGAGAAGCCGAGGGUGUGAAAUUGUGUGGUAAUGUACAAUGUCAUCAAUAUGCUACAUGUGAUAGAGGACAGUGUCGUUGUGUUACUGGUUAUGAUGGUGAUGGUUAUUCAGAUUGCCGACCAGUUACAGAAGAUAAGUGCUCACGAGUGAGUUGUCAUCCAGAUGCUCAGUGUACUGAUGGUUACUGUUUCUGUCCUACUGGUUUCGAAGGAGACGGAUAUUAUGAGUGUAAACGAAUUACUCAAGAUCGCUGUGCGAAUGUUCGGUGUCAUGAAAAUGCUAAAUGUGACGACGGGUAUUGUCGUUGCAAAGAAGGUUUUGAGGGUGAUGGCUACAGUGAGUGUAGACGUAAAAGUGAAGAUAGAGAUCCAUGUGCACGUAUUCGCUGUCAUCCCCAAGCUCAGUGUGAGUAUGGGUUUUGCCGCUGUAAAAAUGGUUAUAAAGGUGAUGGCUAUUGGAGUUGUCAACCUAUACAAAGUGAUCUAUGUCGGGCAGAACAAUGCCAUCAGUUCGCUAGAUGUGUUGAAGGUCAGUGCCGCUGUUUGGAUGGAUACGAAGGAGAUGGCUAUCAGAUGUGUAAUAUAAUACCUGGAGCAACUUCAGCAGAUUGUGGUAAUUGCAAUGGUAUACCUUUCAAAGAAAUAGCUCAGUGUGUUGGUGGGCGAUGUGUUUGUGCUCGUGGAUUUAUUGAAGUUCAGGCAGGUGUCUGUAUGGAAUGUGUGCAAGACAAUUGUCAUCAGGAUGCCGUCUGUCGACCGGAUGA